AUGCAGCUGCUCCCGGCGUGGAAGGUGGUGCUACCAUCGGGUGUCAAGGCGUGGCCGAUCUUUGAAGAGGCCUCGCGCGAGUCGAAGGGCAAGAAGCCUCUGGAGGACAAAACGGAGGUGGAGCAGCUGCAGGAGGGUGAGGGCAACUGGGUGGAGCUGAUGGAGGGCUGGGUGCAGACGAAGAUGGUCAUCGGCGGACGCGAGAUCGAGGCACUCAAGCCGCAGCCGCCGUGGGCCCCGGUGGAUCCGCCUAAGAAGACGCAGAAGACCAAGGGUGCCAAGGUGAAGGUCAACGCAACAUUCGAUGUGGAGUUCUGCGAGAAGCACUCGUGGAGCUUCGAGGACAACAACAACCUAGCGGCCUGCCAGAGCGGUCCGACGCUGCUGACCAGCGCGGAGUCUGCCAAGAGCGGGGUCAUCCAGUGGCUGCUCAAGAGCGAGGAGGGCUCCGAGGCCUUUGAGGUCGGGGUGGUACCCGCCCACGAGGUUGAGACGGGCGACUACCUGAACACUCAGGGCAAGUGCGGUCUCAAGAACAACCACUCCGCGGGCGGCGACCAGAAGCCGUCCUGGCCCCUGUACAACAAGUACAUUGAGGUCAUCUGUGAUGUCGAGAGCAAUAAGGUUACGUUCAAGGUGGGCGACAAGAAGGACCAGAUGCAGGAAGUCAAAAUCUUGGAUCUGCCGUACAAAGAGGAGGUCAAGCUGGCCGUCACGGGCUGGAACGAGACCAACAUCCGUCUCGAGCCAUACGAGCGCAGGAAGGUGGGCGAGGACGAGUCGGAUUCUGACUCGGACAUGGACGUCGAGGACGAGGAGCUUUUUGCCACGGCCUGCGGGAACGCGGUGCAGACGAACACGUGGCACGUGGCGACCCUCUGUGUGGAUCUGGAGCAGAGGCGCGAGAUGAUCCUGUACCUGGACGGGGAGCCGCAUCUCCACGCGCGCGACUCGGACCUCCUGGCCCCGAACGGACCCUUCAGCAUCAACACCUCCGAGGGCGUGGUGCUCUUCGGGCGCCGGCGCGCGGGCAAGAUGGCGGAGAAGGCGUGGCGCCAGGGCGGCCACCUGCGCCAGAUGCGCCUGGACUCGCGGCUGCUGGACGUGUCGGAGGUGUGGUCGCUGCAGCUGCCGAAGGGCGUGUGGGGCUGCCGCACGUGCAACAGCCGCAACGCGGUAGACGCCCGCGUCUGCUGGCAGUGCCACGCCGCGAGGCAGAAGAGCGCUGUGCGCCCGCCCAGCGACGCGGACCCGCGCCACGAGGGCCUCACUGUGCUGGUGGCGGACUCGUUCCGGGAGCUUGUGCUCGAGUCCAAGGAGCACGUGCUCGUGAUGGUGCACGCCCCCUGGUGCGAGGCCUGCCAGACGGUGAAGCCACACUUCUACCGGCUGGCCAAGAUGCUCAAGGGGUCGGACAACAUCCGGAUCGCUAUGAUGAACAACGACGAGAACGACGUGAACAGCCGUCUGUUCCCAGAGCCUUUUAUCCCGAACGUGAAGCUGUUCCUGGCUGGAAAGAAGGGGUCGCCGCUCACGUGCAACACAGAGAAGACUUUCGAGGCGUACGUCAAGUUCCUCGAGGACCACACAGACGUGAAGCUUGCAGAUUCAGUCGAGGAGUACUACCCCACCUACUGCACCUCCAAAGAGGUUGGCGAGCUGAUCGAGGAGCUGCGAGCAUCGGUCAUGGCGCACGAUCUCAAGCUCAUGAAGUCGAAGAAAUCGCCACACAGCACGGUCGCUGCUUUCCUGCACUCCUACCUGCUGGACUCCGAGUUCUACCGCUCUGGCUCCGCCCUGCAGGCCACGCGCCUGGGCGGCAUCGCGGAGCCCCAGCCGUCCUUCUCGCGCCAGGCCACCCCGCCCGCCACACCGACCAGCGGUGGCACUGGCCCUGCGGUGAUGGUCCCUUUCGACGUGGGCACGGCGCCGCCGAUGCCGCAGGGGCUGAUGCGGGAGAUAUCCGGGGCGUCCAGCGUGCCGCCGGGGGGCCCUCUGUCCCUGCAGCGGUCCUCGUCCAACCCGGUGCCCACGGUCCUGCGCCUCACCCGCGCGCUCUCUAACCCUCUGGAGCAGAACGAGGACCCAGCCAAGCUCGAGGAGGAGCUCAAGCGCAGCCACGCCUCGAAGCUGCUGGACGUGCUGGCGCAUGUGGAGCUGAAGAAGACCCUGCCAGAGAACCCGCGCGAGUUCCUCCGCGACUUCUUCCUCAAGGAGGCCUCCCCGCAGUACAGGCACCAGAGCUUCUACAACGCCCGGACGAGCGCAUUCUGGCGAAAGCCCCCCGCGGCCCGACGGCUCACCGCAGCGGUGAGGAUCCUGCGGAGCGUGCAGCGGUGGGUGCGCAAGGAGCUCGGCCGUCGCUACGGCAAGAUCGCCGGCCCGCGGCCGCCGUGGGCGACGGCGAUGGUCACGCCCAUGACGGCGGCCGCGCUCCGGAGCAACUGGCGCCGCGUGGAGGAGGCGAUCUGCAGGCCGCAGGACAACCGCCAGGAUGCCAUCCGGCUGCUGCAGGUGCUGCUCGAGCGCGGCUUCAGCCCCAGCGGCGCUCCCUUCGGCAUCACCCCCUCGCUGUUGGCGGCGCUGGCUGGGAACCUGGAGGCCAGCCAGUUUCUGUUCGUGCGGGGGGCCGAUCUGCACGUCAUGGGCGGGGUGAGAAAGGAGCAGCAGCUCAUGCCGACAGACGCGGCGGCCGCCUCCGGCUUCCUGAAGAUAGUCGCUUUCCUCGUCGAGAAUGGCGCGAGCCCCGCCAGGUCAUUGCAUUUCGCAGCCGCUGGGGGCCACGAGGAAUCCGACGUCUGCACGUAUCUGCUCGCCAAGGGCUGCUCCCCCGAUCUUCGGGCGGACAAGGGCCUGUCCUCGUUCACCGUGGCGGUGCUGGCUGGUCAGGUCUCCUUGGCCCAGACACUGCUACCCUACUGCUCCCCGGCCAUGCUGGAGGAAGGGCUGUCGAACGAGGUCUGCUACUUCAUGGGCCUUCAGGGCGGCUCGACCAUUCUGCACCUCGUAGCCCACCUGGGCGCCACACGAGAGGUGCUCAUCAGGCAGCUGAUAGAAAAGUGCCCAGCCCUGGUCAGCCGGGCGAACUGGGCGCAGCAGAUCCCCGCCGAGAUCGCCCCUGCGCUCCUGCGGCCGUCGCUGCAGCCGCGCGCCCUGGCCGCCUUCGAGGCGCUGGCUCGGGCCUCGUCGGGCAGCCCGGUCGCGGAGCUGAAGGAGCUGGCGCUGCAGGAGGUGAUGGGCGAGGUGCCGAAGGGAGACGCGGACGUCACGAGUGAGGUCUGCGCGGUGUGCUUGUGCGGCUCCUCGGACGAAGACCCGCUGAUCCGCCUGAAGUGCAGCCACUGGUUCCACAGGGACUGCCUGGGGCAGUGGCGGGCCGUCGGAAAGAACGGCGCCUCCUGUCCCUCCUGCCGCGCCCCGCUGCCGGAGCCCGCCUCGAGGGCGGAGGCGGGCGGCCCGACGCUGCUGGAGGUGGCCGCCCUCAGCGGCGACGCCCCCGCGGUGAGGAGGCUGCUGGCCGCCGGCGCGGGCCAGGAGCUGAAGGCGAGGGACUCCACCAUCACGCCGCUCAUGUGGGCGCACUGGCGGGACGCCACUGAGGUGGUCGCAGUGGUGACCGCCACAGGGGCGCAGCUGAGCAACGGGGACCUGGAGGGCCUUCACAGGCUGCGCGAUCUGGAGCGCAGAAACAGUCCCAAGUCCGAGGAGCAGAAGCCGGCCAAGGACGGGACAAGGAGAAGGAGAGGGAGAAGGAGAAAGACAUCGGCCUGGCAGGCCCGCCAGGCCCGCUGGAGAGGACCAUCAGCGACGCUCAGAUCAGCGAAGACUCGGAUAAGCCCGACCCAGACAUCCUGA
This is a messenger RNA of Prorocentrum cordatum, 3855 nucleotides long. The record is from the annotation of a GenBank genome assembly. Lineage: Eukaryota; Dinophyceae; Prorocentrales; Prorocentraceae.